AUGUUUAGUCGUCUCUACUUUUCUCAGCUCGCAUUCUCUUUCCUAGACAUCAUGGGAGCUGCGACCGGCACUUCCCAGGCUGUGAUAGGGGCUGAGUCAGCCAAGAACCAGCUCACCGGGUUCCCAACUCUGAAGCCUGCCUUCAAUCUGAAGAUCGACGUUCAGGCCAAUGCUCCUGGUGCCGUCGGCCCCACUUCUGCAGGAUCCGAGUUGAUCCACUGGAUCUGCCCAUCCGGCAAACUGACGACCGUUGAGGGGUUCGAGCCCAAAAUCGAAGCAGAUGUUAUCUUCGGCGCUGACUGGCUGUACUUUGACAACGAUAAGAAGUUCGCCAGGCCGAACGUCAAGGCUGUCGCCAAGACGCCUGAAGGCCAGACUCUCACCAUCGAGUACGAUGGGAUUGCGACACUUGCACAGGAGUUCGUCGACAUCUUUGCCGGCAAGCCUGAUGCAAAGACCAUUCCGUUUGGUCUCUCAGUGACCGAGCACCGCUUCCAGGCUGGCGCUCCGGAACUCAAGUUCCUGGAGAACUACAAGUGGAUUGGCAACGGCAGGAUCGUUGUUGGCGAGGAUGCCGAGGGUGGUAGGACUGUAACUGUGGAGUCGCGGAUAUCGCAGGUAGUGCCGAGUACUGUGAUGGACUAAAAUAGAACACAACAGAAAGUUUGCCAGGAUAGCAUUCAACAUGUGGAUUUUCUCGGAGGUGAAAUAAUGACCGAGGGGUCCGUUGGCACAUGGGGGAUUCGUCGCGCAUCGGCUUAGAGUACAUAAUCUUGC
Molecule: messenger RNA, 777 nt
Organism: Paraphaeosphaeria sporulosa
Lineage: Eukaryota; Fungi; Ascomycota; Dothideomycetes; Pleosporales; Didymosphaeriaceae
Exons: 7
Coding region: 1-645 (214 amino acids)
Source: RefSeq, a predicted model, not a curated record